CACUCUAUCUGACACCGUCUGUGUACUCCGGAGCGGCACAGGCAUUCGCAGUAUUCACAUCUUCAGCGAUAACACAGAAGAUAAAGCAGUCUGAAAUGUUGGGAGCAAAAAUGUCAGGAACCUCCGGUCCUGAACCCACAGCCACUGAGAGUCAAACCUUCCUGGACUCUGAGUUUCGUUACAUCCUCCUCCCAGUUGUCUACGGCAUCGUCGUCUUCCUGGGUUUCUUUGCAAACGUCUAUGUGCUGUUUGUCCUGCGCUGCCUUCGUAGCGCCAAGGCCAUGGGAGAAAUCCGCAUCUAUAUGACCAACUUGACCAUCGCUGACCUCCUUUUUGUGUCGGCUCUUCCCUUCUGGGUAGGGUACUAUAGUCGUCACGGUAACUGGGUCUACGGCGACUUCAUGUGCCGGCUGACGGGGUCGUUUUUCUUCAUCAACACCUACUGUUCCGUCCUCUUCCUCGGUGCCAUCAGUGUCAACCGGUACUGGGCGGUCACCCGGCCUCUGGACGCGGCCUCGUCAGACCACAGGCGCCGUGGGAUCAUUGUGUGUGUCGUCAUCUGGGCGAUGACCGGCUCCAUGGCCAUUCCAUUUUUGACAUCUCCAGGGAUCAACACCGACGCGAACAACGUCACUCGGUGUUUUGAGGGCUACCAAAACGUGACCGAGGAGAAAAAGAAAGUGAUCGCAGCCGUUCAUUUCGCAAUUAUCGGGAUGUUUUCCCUUGUCUUUUUUCUUGUUGUGGUGUGCAAUUUCCUCAUCGCUCGCGCUUUACUUGCUCAAAACACUCCUCAGCCAGAAGUCCCAUCUGGGACACUCAUGGCCAGAAAGUCCAAAAGGCCCAAAGGGAUGAAAAGGAGGGCCCUGCAGAUGUUGCUGGCUGUGGUGGGCGUGUUUGCUCUGUGCUUCCUGCCCCACCACGCCGUCCAAGGCCCCUGGACUCUGGCCGUGUUGCAGAUCAAACAGGGCUGGGGCCACGUGGGCUGGGACCAGAGCACUCUUCAGGCACUCAACGAUGCUCAUCAGGUCACCUUGCUGCUCAUGGGCCUCAAUUGCAUCUUGGAUCCGGUAGUUUACUUUUUUGCCACAAAGAAGUUCAGAAGGUUCAUCAUGGCCCACAUCAAACGCAUGGGAAAGGGAGAAGGAUGCUCACACACAACCAGCUCACAGAUUUCUAUGGACAGCAGGAAUAAUCAAAGCCAGAGACUUCAUCAACAACCUGAAGAGAAGUGACUCAAACAUUUUUUAUCAGCUGCGUAAAAUACUGUAUUAGAUAUUUGUCACUUGGGACAGCUGCCGUGUCUGUGUGGGGUCUCCACCUCCUGCUUCUCCAGCGCCUCACAGUCAUGAUGCUAUUGUGUCACCAGAGUUCUGACACCACACCCUUUAAUGUCAUUUUCUUGAUGUUUGAAACACUGCAUAUUGUUGGAGCUGAUGUCUGGAUUGCACCAGGCUGUUCUUCCUGUCUUAAAUUGAAGCUGAAAAAGCGGAAGUUUUGCAAGCAGAAGUUCACGCAGAUGAGACUUUAUGAGGCCACAUUGUGCACUGAAUGGGGCGUUUAAAACAACAACAACAAAGAAGUCAAUAAUAGGGUGUAUCUUCUUACAUGAUUAUUCAUACCCAACAGCUGCACAGUUAGUCGUGUCACACCAGUAAAAUAUGUAAGAAUAUUAGGACUCCCAUUAGAGAAGUUGGUUUUGCCUGGACUCGUCUCGCCCGGCGUUGUGAAACCAGGGAACAGAAGUAAUAAUGACCUCUGGCAUCCACUAUUGUGACAUUGCGUUCAUUGUUUCGUAUGAUAAACAAAAAAAAAUUCCAUGACUGAUCGUGAAGAAGGCUGUGAAAGUCUGUAUAUCUGCUUAAAUGUGCUGUAUGUGUGCUGUGAACGAGAUGUUUUAAUUUAAGUGUGUGCUCAGGGUUCAAUUGAUCUUUCAAAAGAAAAGUAUGCUCAUAUUCAUACUUGUAUAAUAUGUUUUUUAAAAAAUAUAUAAUUUUAGAUGUGGA
This is a messenger RNA of Solea senegalensis (Senegalese sole), 2003 nucleotides long. RefSeq names its product platelet-activating factor receptor (gene ptafr). The coding region runs from base 96 to 1232 and encodes 378 amino acids. Lineage: Eukaryota; Metazoa; Chordata; Actinopteri; Pleuronectiformes; Soleidae. The record is from RefSeq and is a predicted model, not a curated record. Gene Ontology annotation, cellular component: membrane. Gene Ontology annotation, molecular function: G protein-coupled purinergic nucleotide receptor activity; platelet activating factor receptor activity. The transcript has 2 exons. Gene Ontology annotation, biological process: G protein-coupled receptor signaling pathway; chemotaxis.